CCAGGAUUUUGUGUUUCUAAAACCAUAUUUUAAUAAUAUAAUUUCAAUUGUAUUAGUUUACUGGGUGAGUCUGACUGAGUUUGCAUCUGUAUUUGUGUGAGUUUGGCAUUUUGUUUUCACCUUUGUGUUUUGGUUCUUUGUGUUAAGUGAGGAAGGGUGAAGAGAGAGAAAGAGAGAGUGAAUUUUCAUUUGGUUUCUGUUUUUUAUGUUUAAAACAAGAAAAAAGCUAAGAAGAUAAUGAUAGUAGCAGUGGAAUCAAAACAGCAGUGAAAGAAAGAACAAUAGCAAAGAUAGAAACCUACAAUUAAACCCACAUGGAAUUUGUGGGGAUCACCCCUAAACAUUUACAAUUUCAAACUCAUUGUUCUCAGAUCUCUAGGAUCUCAGAAUUUCAGCCUUGAUGCUUGUUUGUUUCUCGAGAAAAUUAUCUCUUUCCUUUUUCUACUCACCUUCAUUCUAAACAAGACACUGUAUUUAUAAUUCGGGUGUUUGGUUUCUUCAUGUUUAUGGAGUAGAGAAGAGAGCUUCUUUUUCUUUUGGUUUGGAUAAGGCAGAGAUGGACAUUAGAGAGUUAAGUUGAUGUGAGAAUGAGUAGUGGAUAGUUGUUGUAUUAAUAUACGAAGUAAAGUUGCUUUAACCCAUAAAAGACUAUGGAACACAAGAGUUUCAUGUUGUGGAGGCUGGUAUUUCUUCUGGUUUUCGCAUUAAUGGAGAUUUCUUCUGCUACACUUUCUCCUGCUGGUAUCAACUACGAAGUGGUAGCUUUAGUGGCCAUAAAAAGCAAUCUACAUGACCCAUACAAUGUUCUGGAGAAUUGGGAUAUUACCUCUGUAGAUCCUUGUAGCUGGAGGAUGGUUACUUGCUCUUCUGAUGGCUAUGUUUCUGCUCUGGGGUUUCCUAGUCAAAGCUUAUCAGGGACCUUAUCUCCUUGGAUUGGAAACCUUACUAACUUGCAAUCAGUGUUGCUGCAGAAUAAUGCCAUUGCGGGUCCUAUUCCUGCUGCACUUGGGAAAUUGGAGAAACUUCAAACACUUGAUCUCUCCAACAAUACUUUUACUGGUGGAAUACCUGAUUCUUUGGGGAACCUUAGAAAUCUGAAUUAUUUGCGGUUAAACAACAAUAGCCUUACAGGAUCCUGCCCUGAGUCUUUGUCCAAGAUUGAAGGUCUAACCCUCGUGGACCUUUCCUAUAACAAUUUAAGUGGUUCAUUGCCAAAGGUAUCAGCAAGAACCUUCAAAGUUAUAGGAAACCCUUUAAUUUGUGGACCAAAGGCCAACAACAAUUGUUCUGCUGUCUUUCCAGAACCUCUUUCCCUCCCACCAAAUGGUCUGAAAGAUCAACCAGACUCUGGAAUGAAGAGCCAUCGUGUGGCUGUUGCUUUUGGUGCCAGCUUUGGUGCUGCCUUUUCUGUCAUAAUCAUGAUUGGUUUACUAGUUUGGUGGCGAUAUAGACACAACCAGCAGAUUUUCUUUGAUGUUAAUGAUCAAUAUGACCCAGAGGUAGGCUUGGGCCAUUUGAGAAGGUAUACCUUUAAGGAGCUCCGCACUGCAACCAACCAUUUCAACUCAAAAAAUAUUCUGGGGAGAGGUGGAUUUGGUAUUGUAUACAAGGGUUGCUUGAAUGAUGGAACUCUGGUGGCUGUGAAAAGGCUGAAGGACUACAAUAUAGCUGGUGGUGAAGUCCAAUUUCAGACAGAAGUAGAGACAAUAAGUUUAGCUGUCCAUCGGAAUCUUCUAAGGCUCUGUGGGUUCUGCACGACUGAGAAUGAAAGGCUCCUUGUUUAUCCCUAUAUGCCAAAUGGAAGUGUAGCAUCCCGAUUAAGAGAUCAUGUUCAUGGUCAGCCUGCUUUGGACUGGGCAAGGCGGAAAAGGAUAGCGUUGGGUACAGCCAGGGGCCUAGUUUAUUUACAUGAGCAAUGUGAUCCUAAAAUAAUCCACCGGGAUGUCAAAGCAGCCAACAUUUUGCUGGAUGAAGAUUUUGAGGCAGUUGUUGGGGAUUUUGGAUUAGCAAAGCUUUUGGAUCACAGAGAUUCCCAUGUGACCACAGCAGUGCGUGGUACUGUUGGCCACAUUGCUCCAGAGUACUUAUCAACAGGCCAGUCUUCGGAAAAGACUGAUGUGUUUGGUUUUGGGAUCUUGCUGCUUGAGCUAAUCACAGGUCAGAAGGCUUUGGAUUUUGGACGAGCAGCUAACCAGAAAGGUGUCAUGCUUGAUCGGGUAAAGAAGCUCCAUCAGGAGGGAAAGCUAAGCCAAAUGGUGGAUAAGGAUGUAAAGGGAAAUUUUGACAGAAUCGAGUUGGAAGAAAUGGUUCAGGUGGCCCUCUUAUGCACUCAAUUCAAUCCUUCUCAUCGCCCAAAAAUGUCCGAAGUAUUGCGGAUGUUGGAAGGUGAUGGUUUAGCAGAGAAAUGGGAGGCGUCGCAGAAGGUGGAGUCUGGGACACCGAAGUUGCGAACUUGUGAAAGAAGAUACUCAGAUUUUAUAGAAGAAUCAUCACUUGUGGUAGAAGCAAUGGAGCUUUCUGGUCCUAGGUGACUAGUAAUAUGAAAUUGGUGUUGAUAGCCGUUGAAUGGGAAUGCCAUGUAUUCAUCUGUAAAAAGGAAAAAAGAAAUUCAUGUAUAAGCUUCUUCUUGUUCUUGGUUGGAAAAUCAAUUGAGUUGAUUGAGCUUCUUGUCAAAAGAAAUUUUGGAAUGCAUUAGAAAUAUAAAAUGUAGUUUGCCUUAUUUUGAUGUUAA
Pistacia vera is the source of this 2731-nucleotide messenger RNA. RefSeq names its product protein NSP-INTERACTING KINASE 3-like. The coding region runs from base 651 to 2531 and encodes 626 amino acids. Gene Ontology annotation, biological process: protein phosphorylation. Gene Ontology annotation, molecular function: protein kinase activity; ATP binding; protein binding. Lineage: Eukaryota; Viridiplantae; Streptophyta; Magnoliopsida; Sapindales; Anacardiaceae. The record is from RefSeq and is a predicted model, not a curated record. The transcript is spliced from 11 exons.